AUGGCCUUACACGAUGGUGGCGAAAGUUCCUGUUAUUGCCCCAUGUGUAAGCUCACAUGCUACGUUUCUGGUGUGUACGGCAAUCAGCGAAGAGCAUCGAAGCAUGUGAUGCUCGCUCGUCCGUCGCCUUUUUUUGCGGGAACAGGAGGUAUUCCUCCGCCUUUACCCUCGCUGGAUCUGGCUUCGUCUCCGCAACGACUGCGUGUGUGCCCCGUUUACGAGGCCUAUGGCUUUUGUCCAUUUUCUUGCGUCUGUUUUUUGCCUCAUGUUGCUGGAAAUACGCCCCUGGUGCGUCCAGCACAUGACGCUAACAAGGAGUUCGAUCGUCUCGUUACGGUGUCACGCUUGCAGGAGGAUCAGGAUCUGUGGAACUGUGCUGUGUGUGGGUAUGAGGGUAUAGACGAAAACAGUCAAGGUAAGGUUGGUGAAACAUACUACUACCGCCAAUGCCCUAACUGUUCCUUAAUGUGCUACCAUCCACAUCUGACUUAUUUAAUAGGGACUGUACUGGAAGCAGCUGGCGAUGAUUACCAAAUCUUCAAAACCGUCAUAGAUCGGUAUCGAGAGGCAAUACCGGAUAUUUUAAAGAUACCUCUAACCUACGAGGCACACCGUCUCUCAUCUAUGGCAUUUGCUUGGAGUUUGGUUUCACCCAAAUGUGUAAAGGAUGCAUUGGAUGCUGCGUAUCGAGCGCUACCUGAGAUGGUGGCACUCGUCAGCAUUGGUAGCGGCAGUGGAUACAUAGAACAUGUUUUUAACAGAGUGGCAAAUGGCGUGGCGGCAGUUCCAAACGGUCCGGAUGUGUCUUUGGGUACGUCCUCUUUUGAGGGUGUGCAUGCCUGCUUUUAUCCACAUAAAAAAAUACCUAUUUUUGCUUUUGAUGAAGUUGCAUUAAACUGUCCCUACAGCGUUGCAGUUUCGUUAGGAGGCCCAGCUUCACUUCUCUCUCUAAAUUGUGCUAAAUCUGUUUUGCUCCUGUGUUGGCCACCAUUUGGUUCCCCCCAGGAGGAGCAGAGUUCCAUGGGCUUUGAGUCACUGGAGUACUUUACCCAGGCUGGGGGAAACGUUGUUAUUUACAUUGGAGACGUGGCAUCAACGGGGGACUGGCGGUUUCACGAGUUGCUUUACACACAUUACAAGCUUGUCAAGGAGUACACAGUUCGUCGUGAGUUGCGUCGGUGGUAUCCUCAAGAAAUGGGUCUUGUUUACGCCGGGAACGACACCAUCGGUGUCUACAAAAAGAGGGAACAGCCGCUGCCUUCGCCACAAUGGCAGUGGGGAGGCUGUAGUAGUUGA
This is a messenger RNA of Trypanosoma rangeli, 1296 nucleotides long. RefSeq lists its product as uncharacterized. The coding region runs from base 1 to 1296 and encodes 431 amino acids. The transcript has a single exon. Lineage: Eukaryota; Euglenozoa; Kinetoplastea; Trypanosomatida; Trypanosomatidae. The record is from RefSeq and is a predicted model, not a curated record.